AAUUUCUUUGUGUAAUUUUGUGUUUUUAAUACUAUCGAAUGAUGAAUAUUUAACAAUUACACAAUAUAAGCUGAACAGUUUGUGGUUUUAUUAUGGGUGCGUUUUCAAGCAGAAACAAUGCUGCUGUGGAGGAGGCGGAUCAAAUGACCAAUCAAGCCUACAAAUAUCCACCAAGAGCUGGAAACUUUUUUGGUAGUCACUUUAUAAUGGGUGGAGAACGUUUUGAUACACCACAACCUGAAUCAUAUUUAUUUGGUGAAAAUGCUGACCUCAAUUUUCUAGGUAAUCGUCCAACAGCUUUUCCUUACCCACCACCACAAGCUAACGAGCCAACAAAAACAUUGAAAAGUCUCAUCAAUAUACGCAAGGAGUCCGUACGUUUUGUACGUGCGCCGCAAGAGAAAAAAAUCGAAUCUUUUACAGUAAUCAGUACUGGUGAAGAGCAAAUAGAUGGUAAUGUACUUUGUACUGGUGGAGGUGAUGCGGACACAGUGAAUAAUUGUGGUUAUAAUAUUGAGUUUACUUUUGAUUCUGAUGCUAAAUGUGCAAUAACCAUUUAUUAUUUUUGUACCGAAGAAGAGAGUCCCAGUGGUGUAACACUUACGCCACGUGAAGGACUAACGUCUGAAACGUACCAUUAUGAGAAGGGCAUAAAUCAAUUCUUUUCACAACCUGGACAUAUAUUCAAACCACAACUUAUACCCGAAGAUGAUUUAAUUUAUAAUCCCACGAAAGAACAAUAUCCAGUUGCAAUACAUUGUGUAGUUGAGGAAGGCAAUGAAGACUGCCGUCAGUCGCAUACGACUAUUUGUGUGAUAGACCAUCAUCCAGAAAGUAGCAGUUAUGUAUUACGUGCACUUAAACAAAAAAUUUUCGUCGAUGGACUUUGUUAUUUACUGCAAGAAAUCUAUGGCAUUGAAAAUAAGGCUGUCAAUAAGAGUUCAAUUGAUGAGGAAAUUGAUGAUCAUGGCAGCGAAUGUGUGAUUUGUAUGAGUGAAACCCGUGAUACACUUAUAUUACCAUGCCGUCAUUUGUGUUUGUGCAACUCAUGUGCUGAUUCAUUACGUUAUCAGGCUAAUAAUUGUCCCAUCUGUAGAGCACCUUUCCGAGCAUUAUUACAAAUACGUGCUGUGCAGAAAGGUAUUAGCUCACAUAUUGUAUUGCAUCAGAACACUCCAACAUCGGCAGCUGGCGAACCAGCACCAUGCGAUCAACAUGUUCCACCCGGCUACAUUCCUGUGUCUUUAAUUGAGGCAUUAAAUGGACCACCACAAUACGUAGGUGGUAGAGCGAGAUUAAGUCAAGCUGAUAUAACUGAUGGAAUGCAAAGUAGCAUUUUGGGCGAUAACCACAAAAGCACUUCUCCACCACACAAAACCAGCAGUCAACGCCGUUCGAAAUCAAAGAAAAACGUCUCAACAUCCACGAGUACUACGGAAGUGGGCACCUUAACUAAUGCCAGUAAAACAGAUGUGCCAAAUGAAAAUUCCACAACAGUAACAACACAGAAAAGCUCACCAACUAUGGAGAAAAAUGAUAAAUUAAGCACUCGCAUAGUACAGGACAAGGUGCAAUUUGUCAAUGAGCGUCAUAGCUUAAAAUUGCCUAAGUCCAAACGCAAUACCAAUGGUAACAAUAAUACCACAAAUCACGCUGAAACAGUCGAAGACGAUGACAGCGAAAAUGAAAAACUGUCUCCAUUAUUAUCACCAAAUAGUAAAUGUAAGCCAUUAACAACACAAUUGGUAAAGAAACUAGCUAUUGAAGAUAGCCCAGAAGAGGAUAAUACAGUCGAUACCACUGAAUUGAAAAAUCCAAUUGCACUUAAAAAAAACUUACGUUCUGAAUUAAGUGCAGCAAAUACAACUAAUAGUAGUGCUGGUGAGAGUAUUGAAGCUGUUGCUAUAAAUGCAGAAGAUUCCGAUUAUUAUACACCGGAAGAUACGCAAAAUUCGAUAUUAAGUCCACUCUGUCCUGAGAGAAGUGUAAAAAGUAGUGAUAAAUUGGGUUGUUUAAAAGGUAAUCCCGGCAGUUUCAAAUCUAAUAACAGUUUAGUAAAAAGGAGUUUGCAUAAAAAGUCCACAUCUGUUGGUAAUAUCGUUGGUCCAGGCAGUGUUGUCAGUGAAUUGAAAACGAAUGUUAGCUCAUUACCAGAUAUGCUUGACAGUCCAAUCAGUGGUAAUUCAGCUUCGACACGUAGCUCAAGUGAUAGCUACUCAUCCAGCUCAUCUACCAAGCAACUGCUUAGUUCGAACACCACAACAGCAGCAGCUAAUAUUAUAGUAGACGAUAAGACAGCACUACAAAAUGCUGUAAAUGUUUAGUUUUAUAAUCCAAUAGAGUUUUAAUUUAAUACUUCAAUAUUAACUUAAUCAACAAAAAAAA
This is a messenger RNA of Teleopsis dalmanni, 2385 nucleotides long. RefSeq names its product E3 ubiquitin ligase Rnf157 (gene Mrgn1). Gene Ontology annotation, cellular component: cytoplasm. Gene Ontology annotation, biological process: protein ubiquitination. The transcript is spliced from 4 exons. The record is from RefSeq and is a predicted model, not a curated record. Bases 93 to 2324 code for a protein of 743 amino acids. Gene Ontology annotation, molecular function: ubiquitin protein ligase activity. Lineage: Eukaryota; Metazoa; Arthropoda; Insecta; Diptera; Diopsidae.